UGCUCAUUCAGAACCCCACACUUAUUCCUACUAGUUCCAAUUUCAAUCUACCUCUACUUCAUCUUCUUCUUUCUCAUCAUUCAUAACUUUUUCUCUCAUUUCCCAAAGCCAUGAUGAACAAGUUCAAGAAAUCUCAAGUUCUAGUGCUGUGUGUUCUAGUUGUUCUUCUUGUCAUCACACCCUAUUUACCUUCCUCACUCAGGUCAACCUACUUGUAUUUCAUCAUAAACUUCCUGAUCAUGUCACUUUGUGCUGAAGCUGGACUCCUUUCAGUUUUUCCCAGGCCUUUGGAAGAUAAAAAGCAAGCUGCUUCUGUGAUGGCAUCAGAAGCAAGUUCUGAGAAAAGAGAAGGUUCCAAUUCCACUCCUUUCUCAGAAGAUGAUGAAAAAUCAGCAUCUGAAAGGGUUGUUUGUGGCAGGAAAGUGGAGAUGAUGCAAAAGUGUGCUCCAAUGGGUAGCCUUUUCUUGAUAGAAGGUGAUGAAGAAGUGGAAGAAGAAGAUGAAGCAGAAGAGGAGAUUGGAGGAGUAAAUGGGCAAGAACUGUUUGCAAAAGCUGAGGCCUUCAUUGGGAACUUCUACAAGCAACUGAAGAUGCAGAGUGAGGAAUCUUGGAUUUAUCAGAAAGCCUUUUAGGUGGAAUGCUUUAGCUUUUACAAUAGAAUAAUGUGAAUUCUGUAAUGUGCUACAUUAGAAACAAUGGUCCUUGUGAGAAACCUUAUUAUUCUUCUCUCAUGGUUCUUUUUUUCCCCUUCCAUUGCCUUUGUACAUAGUUUAACUUCUCAAUCCAA
Messenger RNA from Vigna umbellata (rice bean), 787 nucleotides. RefSeq lists its product as uncharacterized. Lineage: Eukaryota; Viridiplantae; Streptophyta; Magnoliopsida; Fabales; Fabaceae. The record is from RefSeq and is a predicted model, not a curated record.